Molecule: messenger RNA, 1962 nt
Organism: Colletotrichum scovillei
Lineage: Eukaryota; Fungi; Ascomycota; Sordariomycetes; Glomerellales; Glomerellaceae
Exons: 1
Coding region: 225-1757 (510 amino acids)
Biological process (GO): transmembrane transport
Cellular component (GO): fungal-type vacuole membrane; plasma membrane
Molecular function (GO): transmembrane transporter activity
Source: RefSeq, a predicted model, not a curated record
GAAAAAUUGUAUGCGCACGAGUGCUCCACCUGGGCGGCGACCAGACGAUUCAAUAUAAUGUCAGAUCCCCGCCUUGGCGACGUUUUUGUGCCAAGAGACUUGCAGCCUCGUUGACUAGGUCUAAUCUAGACCGUUGUUGCUUUUGUCGACUCCGGUCCUUUUGCGACUUUACACCGAAUCGACGCUGAGAACGAAAAUCCCGGUCACGACGACGGCCUUUUGCCAUGGAACGCUUCGAAGAGAAAGGCAUGGGCGAAAAGACGUCGCCUCAGGCUUCGCUCGAGGCGGGCAGCAGCGACCGUCCGAGGGAGGGUGGCAUCUUGGCCGCUUUGCGACGCUUUGAGGGCAGAAUGGAUAAAGCUCUAGGGGUCGAGUCGCAUGCCAUUGACCGCAAGACGGACGCAGACAAGAAGCCCGUCAAGUGGCACGAGGAGCUGACCAUGGCUCUCCUGUGGGCAAGUGGUACGAUGGGCAUCAGCUGUUUUGCCACUGGAUUUCUCGGCUGGGAGUUUGGUCUUGAUUUGCAGCGUGCCAUUCCUAUCUACAUCUUUGGUUCCAUCCUCGGCGGCGCCGUGUCUGGAUACUGUGCCACGUUCGGUGCAGCAACUGGUCUGCGUCAAAUCUCCGUCUCACGAUUCAGCUUUGGCUGGUGGCCAAACAAACUCAUUGCCUUCCUAAAUGGCCUGGAACAGCUUGGAUGGGCAUCGGUCGGCUCCAUCAGUGGCGGAUUAGCUCUGACCGCCGUGGCUGAUGGUCGCAUUUCGCUAGUCGUCGGUGUCAUCAUCAUCGCCGUCGUAUCUCUUUUGGUCAGCUUUCUCGGUCUGCGCUACAUCUUGAUCUAUGAGCGGUACGCGUGGCUCAUCUACUUCAUCAUCUUCAUGAUCAUCUUUGGCAUGGUUGGCCCGUAUGCUGACGACGUCACGCCGGCCCAGGUCACGGGCGCCGACCUUUCUGCCAGCGCCCUCUCACUUCUUGCCGUCGUUUAUGGAAGUUCUGCCUCAUGGGCCACCAUGGUGUCCGACUACUACGUCCAGUACCCGACCAAUGUAUCCAGGUUCAAAGUCUUUGCACUCACGACACUCGGCAUUGCCAUUCCUACCUCUAUUGGCAUGACUGCUGGCGCCGUGGUGGCCAGCUCCCUGAACAACCAGACGGCCUGGAAAGACGCAUAUGAGAACCAGGGUCUUGGAUUCCUGAUCCGAGACAUGCUACACCCGCGCGGAUUCGCCAAGUUUCUACUCGCCAUCUUCUCCUUCAGUGGCAUCAACACCAACAUCAUCUCCCUCUACUCUGCGGCCAUCUCAUUCCAGCAAAUGGCUCGUCCUUUCGCCCAAAUACCUCGGUUUCUUUGGACUUUCCUCUGCUUUGCCAUUGUGAUUGGUCUGGCUCUCGGUGGUCGCAGCCAGCUAAACACCUAUUUGCAGAACUUCCUCAGCUUGCUAGGCUAUUGGUGCACGAGCUACUUUGUCAUCUUGCUUAUAGAGCAUUCCAUCUUUCGACGUGGAGACUUUGCCAAUUACGAUCUCGAUGGCUGGAACGACCCGAGCCGCUUGCCUCUUGGCAUUGGAGCUAGUGUCGCCUUUUUGGUCGGGGUGGUCGCAUGGUGCAUGGGCAUGGUCGAGACUUGGUUUGUGGGACCCCUUGGCGGCUUGAUUGGCGAAUCUGGGGGUGAUAUUGCCAACGAAAUGACACUUGUUGUUACCGCUGUGGCAUAUCUGCCUGCUCGUUAUUUGGAGUUGAAAUUAUUCGGGCGAUAGGUACGGAGUGGAAAAUUCUAAAAGAAGAGCUCUAGGCGGGAAAGGGCUGGCUUUACGUUCAGAACAUGGACCAGCUACCUUUACGACUUGAGGCGGCACUUUUCCGUGAUCAGAAACUUUUUCAACCCGCGUUCACAUAAUCUCGCGACUUCAGAAUGGGACAUUAAUGUCACUCAAGCCAUAUAUACUUGACUCAAUCUUACCG